AUCUUUGUGUGUGUGCUCGCCCGGUUGCCUUUGGCAUAUCCAUCACAUGCCAUGUGUUGGUGGGUGCGUGUGCACUCCGGAUUUAUGCGAUUGUGAUGGACACGUGAGAUGUGGUGGAUAUCACAGGAUGGGACAGAUCUGAGAAGAUGGGUUGUGGAACACAUCUUAAUUGCUUGCUUAAAUCUUGAUUAUGAUGACAAUGGUGAUGAUGAUGAGGUGGAGGAGGAUGACGAGCUGAUACAAGUGAUAACAACAAUGACAAUGACACUGACUGCGAUGUGUUUGGGUUACAAUGGCAGUGUUGAUGGGAUGCUGGCCGUUGUGGUGCUCGUGAUGAUGAUGAUGACGAUGGCGUGCAAGGAUAUGAAGAAGGAGGAGGGGGAGGAUGAAGGGAGCAAACCUGCAGAAAAAGAAUCAGGAUUGAAGAGAAGAAGAGUUGACGAACCAACAGAGUCAAAGGGAAUGAACACAAUGGGAAUUGGGCCAGCAGGGGACGGAAUGGACCUUGACUCUGCAGGCAACCAGGCGGACGAUGAAGCAGACAAGGAGAAUGCCAAACCAGAUACUGGUUUCUCGGAGGAAGAGGACCGCUCUACGCGGUCCUUAUCUUGGCUCAGACAGUAUGUGGAAAAAGCAAAAAGGGAGAGGGAACAUGCAUUUGAUGUCCGGGUAGCAUGCCUGAAACAUGCCGAGAGAUCUCAGGUGAACGGCAAAAAGGAUGCUACCGCAGGAAACAGCAGCUCUUCGAAUCAAUUCGCAAUCCUUCAAGAAGCCAAAGUGGAGGAACUUUUAGAGUACGCAGCAUUCAGAUACGCUGAAAAGAAGAGGGCAAGAGAUCAAGGCAUAGAAGACAAAGACAAGACCAUGCCCACAACCAAGGAUAACUUCCAGGACCUGCGUCCCAAGGCAAGAAAAACAGGCAAAAAUCAGAAAAGAAAGGACGCCAGCAACAAUCAAAUGGAGGUGGAAGAGAAAUCAGAACGGGACCUGUUGGAAAAAGAAGCUGCAGUGGUGCUGUCUCAAACUGAAAAACUGAAGAAGUGGAACAGGGAAUAUGCACCUGAAUUCACAACCAUUGCACAGAUUGCUAAUGGCAAAGCCCCAAUGGUGGUGGAAUCGGCCAAAUCAGCCCGAAGGACGCUGAGAAACAUCAGACCUCUGAUCGCAGCCAGAUAUGAGCCAAAUGCGAAGGAGUGGCAAAUCGCAAUUGACAUAGCGUUCCAUAUUCCCCAUUUUGUGGAAGGGGAGAACGUGGUCAAGUCCCUCAAAAGACAAGUUUCUCAAGAAACCCCACUCGGACUGUUUGAGACGAUUGACAUCGAGACAGACCGGGACGAGUCCUGCACUCAAGAGGGCGCAGGAAGCAGCCACAAUGGAAAGGGAGAUUCAGGCAGGAACUCCCCAAGAGCCUUCUCCCCCCUGAUAGCUAAGAUGCCAGUGUCUACGCAGCUAGGAUCUGGAAUGCUAUGGAGACCCUGGCGAACAGUGACUGAAGUCCCAUACAGCAUCCUCGCAGGUAUUGGGGUGUCGGCGGAAUUGAUGGCCUCAACACUCGCAUACAUCGUAGAAUCAGGCCAGCUGGAAGGAAACGAAGACCUGGACGCGAGAGCUUAUGCUGUGGACAGCAAAACUUUCUAUAAGAGUGAGGCUUCAGAUGGCGAGUCAUGGGAUGGGGAUGAUGAGAGAGAAAAGUUGGAUCAGCUGAAAGACCUGGACAAUGUAGAGAAUGGCCAAAUGGAGUCUAAGGGGACAGAGGGAACAGGCUCAGAGAAAGUGAUUUCUGGGGGAGUUGCUGACACCCGGCCCAGGGAGGAAUGGUUCUUGAAACGUCCGCAGUACCAUAACAUACUCAAGCUGGUUGAGAGGGGUGAUUGGGGUCAUCAGUUCAAGGUGGUGCUACUCAUCCGGGUCUCGCCUCUUCCUUCCCCAUUAUUUAACUAUCUGGUAACUGUGACAAAAAUAGGCUAUGGACCUUACAUAGCCGCAUCCAUGGCUACAGCAGCGCCAGAGGCUGUCGUUAAUGUGUACAGUGGGGUAUUGCUAAAGAGUUUGUCAGAUUACGGACAUCAUGAACAUAAGCGCAGCAAGAUUGAGCUAGUUGCACAGGGAGUUGCUUUGAUAGCUGUUGUUGCGGUUACAAUUGGCAUAAUGCUGUAUGGCCGAAAAGCUUUGCAAAAGAUGGAAGCAGAGCAGGAGGAAGCUGAAAGGAUGAAGGAAAGGGAUGUGGAGACUUCGGAAGUAGGGUACUGUGAGAUAGACCAUACUUGUCAGCAGGGAGCAGAUGGUUAUAUCGGAGAUUCACAAGCUGGAAAUGAUUCAGAAGAUGGCGGUAUUCAGGGAGGGAGCAUGACAGCAAGUGAUGCUAUCAUGGAAGGCGCAUUGAUAGCGAAGUGGUUGCGCAUGUAGAGGACAGAAACCGCUUCCGUCUUCCUUCCUCCCCGACAAGGAUGAAUGUCAGCACUUUCUUACCUUCUUCUGCAAUGGACAACGACGCUCAGCUACGGGGUGCAGCUGUGUGAUGGAAUGGAGCAAGGCCACACUUGGUUUGAUUCUACUCAAAGAGGCUAAAGAUGAGACUCAAUCUUCUUCGAAAAGGAACUUCGAUCUCACAGGGGGCUAAGCCUUGAGCUUCGAUCCUUCAAACUCAUCAAUAGGAAUACGCAGAUGUAUUAUUCAACCAAAUAGGCAGCGUACGACAUGAAAGGUUGUUUCUGUUCUGGGAUUGAACUUUGAUCCUCCGGAACGAACUCCUCAAUAGGAACAUGCAGAUGUACCAUUCGACCAAAUAGGCAGCACACGACUUGAAAGGUGGUUUCGGUUUUCCACGGAGUAAGGAGUCUGGACAGCCCGCAUCCACAUGAUGAUUUGUGCAGGAGGCACAUCCUCUCGCGUACAAUGCAGUGCAAGCUAUCAGCAGCUCUAUUUUAACCGUCGUCAUGGUCUUCAUCGUCAUCGCUUUUAUAUUUUCUUGGCAUCAUCCGGACAAUACACAUGGCGGUUGGAUAGGACUCCAAUCCAUUCAUGACAUGAGUUCCAACUAGCAGUUCCAACCGGAACUUAUGACAUGAGUUCCCGUUUCCUUGAGUCAGCAUGACAUGGGGCCUCGCUCUACUACUCUAGACUCCCCGAAGUUUCGAGAGUAACGCCUUGCUCCACUUACUCUAGACUGGAACUCAUGACAACUGGCACCCUUCAACAGCUGUCAGAAAGUGCUCUCGAAGGGCACUCUGGAUUUGUAUAGAGUUCACAGCCUGCAACGCUCACGUUUUCUAGCGUCCUCCCUCCUACCUCCGCUCAGGCCUCUUUUUUUUGUGAGUGGGGCAUUUGUGAGUGGGGCAUUUGUGAGUGUGCCUCCUGCCCCGACCAUCAGAUCGAGCUGGCGCUGUCAUCUAGCGCUGUAGAAGGGCUGUCAUGUGUCGCUGAGAAAUUCGGGAGUGCUUCUAUAGUUCUUGAGUCUGGAGUAAGUGGAGCGAUGCUUCCUUUUUCAAGAGUUCUAGACCUCUGACAGCUCUAGAAGCACUCACGCUUUUUUUCGUGAGUCUAGUGUAGUGGAGCAAGACCCAUGGGUUUGAACCGGCAGUGCAUUCAAAUCCAUGGCAGGAGUGUACAGUCAAACCAGCCUCAAAAUCCGGUGUGAAUAGGUUGCACAGUGUAAAUUACAAUUGAGUCUUUGUUUGUGAAUUAGCCUUGCUUUGUGUGAAAGGUUACUAAAAGAGUAAAAAAGUGUAGUAAUUGUGAUUUGGUCUGUCAGAAAUCGGUGGGUGUACGAUUAGUCGGAGAGGUGAUGUCCAUUGUCUUGCUCCCUUGUCAGCUAUCUAGCCCUGCCCAUGGCAUUCACAUGUUUCUCUAUCUUCCAAUUCUAUGUUCUGUUUGGCACUGGACAGAGGAUUCAGGCUGCCUGCCUACAAGGACCCCGUGUAGAUGAAGUCGAUACUGGAAGCCGAUCAGGGUAUCGUGCAGGCAUCUAUGGGUUGAUACUACUACAGUCUUUGCUAGUGCUCACCACAUGCAGUGUUUGUUUCAUUAGUAAUUGUAGAAGCUAAAGGCAUGGAGAGGAAGUAGGUGAAAGCGCGACUGGUCGAGCUUCAGUUGGCAGUUACCGGCAAGAUGAAACCUCGCUCCGAUAAGUAUGUUAAACAACCAGUACAUGCCAUACGUCGGCCGUGGGCCGCUGUCGGAGGGCCGAAACGCGAUGCUGGCCGCCGAUGUAUUUUAUCGACAGCCCGCGGGCUGCGACUUUUUCGGAGUAGGAGACAAACAAGUCUCCACAAGGUUUGGGCCAUGUACUAGUGGUUUAAGAGAACAGUGAACUGCGGUCGUCAUUGUGGACGCCAAGUGGUGACCCUAACAUUCCCAUGUUGCGACCAGCAGUGAUGAAUCUAUGAUGAGUUGUUGAACGUCCUUCGACCCAGGGGUUGACGUGGCACUUUCAAGAGUAUUGGUCUUCUCGUUCUUAAAGUAGUACAGAAAUCGAAAAAUGACCUGAUGGGUGUGUCCUAUUCCCAGUUGGCAGUGGUGUCCAUACGAAUGUCAAUGUAACAAAUUUCAUCGUAUUUGAAGUUUGAGCUUGCGAUAUUUUGCAGUUUUGAAAAUCUGCCUUUUCAAAAAUGGUUUGAUGAGGCCAAGAACCUUCACGACAAACUCCAGAGUUGGAGAGUCCACAAGUAAAAGGCUUCGAAAGGCCUAAUUCCGUGAUGACAGUGAUGUAAGUCCUUCAACGCAGCUGGCGCUUCAUCGUUUUUUUCUUUUCAAGUAGAUGCUCUCUGCAGGCAAUGCCCAUGGCAGGGGGAAUGGGAAAGUGGGGGGCAGGAGAUACCAGCGUACUGAGAUGUCGCAGUUGGUGAGGUCAUUCAUCAAUGGAGAGAGAGAGAGAGAGAGAGAGAGAGAGAGAGAGAGAGAGAGAGAGAGAGAGAGAGAGAGAGAGAGAGAGAGAGAGAGAGGUGAAAUGAGAUGGGACAUCAAUCAUUAUCACAACGGAUAUCAUGGUCGUCAUGCGAUCCUUUCUUUUUUUUCCCCCUUUUCUUGAUCUUCCCCAUCAUCCCCAUUCUCCUGUCAGUCCUCAUCAGCCUCAUCUCAUUUUCUCUGGAAUUUGAUCCUCUGGAUCCAUUAAAAUAAAAAUAAAAAGAAAAUCCCAUG
Molecule: messenger RNA, 5136 nt
Organism: Chara braunii
Lineage: Eukaryota; Viridiplantae; Streptophyta; Charophyceae; Charales; Characeae
Source: the annotation of a GenBank genome assembly